UAUGGUUCACCUAUUUAUAUGAUUUAGUGGUGUGUCUGGUGCAAAGGAUGGUAUAUGUAUGAGUAAAAGUAGAUUCUAUGGAAUUAAUAAUCAAGGCCUAAUUAAUUGAAAGUUAUGAUCAGUGAAGGUGGAAACCGAUGCCAUAAAACAGAGUUAUGUUUCUAAAAAAUAAGUCCUAAUGCUGAUCUUGAAUUUGAAUUACUCAUCGCGAUCGAAGUGGUAAGGCUUAAGGAAUCAACGUUUCUGAAUGGAGAAAAAUUCUUAAUAUACCUACGUGAUACACUGUGAAACUGUGAAGACUGAACAACUCGAUAUUACUUAUCGUUGAAGCUUACAUAGAAGUCAACUCGAAGAAAAUUUGAAGACUCGUUAUAAAGUAAAAUUCGUACCUUCAAAGGGAUGAUUGCUCGAAAGUAUUGAAUGUAUGUAAUAUAAACGUCAGAUGGAUUCUUAAAAAUGGAAAGUUAAAGCGAAGUGGUCAUAUGUGUGUAGAGGACGAUACUGGUACAUACCUAGCAGUGUACAGUCCGAACGGAAAACUAAGCGCGUCUCGCUCUAGUCCGUAGGAUUCGCGGUCGGACAGACCGCGGAAUGCCUAGUGUCCCGUGCAGCUGCAGCCAGAUAGCUCGAUGCUACGGCAUGGCCUACUGGGCGGCUUGGAAUCGAAGAUUUACAAACGCCAAGUUCGUAUAAAAUGGCGCUACCCUCAACCGAGAGUUCCUUAAUCCACGGCAAAGCUUCGCCGGGGUCCAGAGAUACGCCCGUUCAAAGAACAUGUACGUAGUCAGUGUCAACGGGUACCGUCUACGUACGUUCGUCUACCCUAAAUGUAUCCCCCGAGAGUCGAGUGUGGUGAAUUAUUUCACGCCACCUGCUAUAAUUGUAGUCAACGGACGAAGUGAAACGUCGAGGGAAAGCGUGAAAACUAGAAGCCGAGAGAGUCGAAACAGGACGAACUUUUCCUCCAUCUGAGCCUGGUUCUUCUCCUCGUCGUGUAACAUGGUCGUGUGUCGUCUCAUCGACAGUGCACAUCGGUAGACGGACGCACUCGCAUAUAACCUCUUUGCUGGUUCGGGUCCACCUUUGCAUCCACCGAAAUGUGAUUUCAGUUUAAACAUAAGAACAACACGCAAACAUCAUUGAAGAUGAGGAACGACAUUACGGACAUGCAUACAGCGACCGCUGAUAGCAGCACGGACGCCAUAUGGCUCGAGAAAAGGAGUCCGUCACAGACGGCGCCCGAUCAAGUGUCAUUCACUUUUGAUAAAGUUGUCGUCAAACAAGAACUUCCCGAUGAAGCGGAAAUCCGAGAAUUGGCUGCCAAAAUGGUGGAAGCAAACAAGGCGAAAAUGGUGAACGUGGUGCCAGGUGCACCGCAGCAACGGCCUCCGCAGUGUCUCCUAACGAAUAUUCCUAGCAUCUUAGGAUAUUUAAAUAAAAGGCCAGCCGACUCAUCGACUGGCGUCGCGGCGAAACCCCCUCCGACAGAAGGAAAACUACCACCCGACGACGAGAGUCAAAGAGGCAGAUUCGGAUGGACGAGUUUCGACGAUUGUCACAUACCGUACAUAUUUCGUUCCGGCGAGAAGUAUUGCGCAGUACGAAUCUUAGAAUCUAAGUUGCUGAACAAGUACCUGAGCUACCUGCACUCGGACAUCUACAGUUGCACGUGCAUAAGGAGUUACUACAUCACGGAGGCUGAAAGUAAACUGUUUACCGAGAUCAACGUGAAACACUGCGAGAAUCAGUUCGGUAGAGAACAAUUCACGUGUAAAGACUUGGUGGUGCGUCUUUCGGACGCGAAGGAGUUCUAUACGUUUCUCGAUGUGUGUUACACGAAACUAACAGCAGGUACGAAUCCUAACGUAACCAGCGGCCAGAAAGCCGAUAAAUGUGGUUUUAUUCGAAUAAACAAGGAAUCCGUGGUUCCUUACACCGUGAAAGACGGCCUUCAGUAUGUUCCCCUGUUUUAUUUCGAGGGCGAGACUGAGAAUCUGAAACUGAAGGCAGAGAAACUCGAAGGCUGGGACUUGUCGUAUUUGAAGUUUUGUUGCAAAGUACAGGGUAUACGUAAUGAACUGUUUGCGAGUGAGACAUGCUCGGUGAUUAGUUUAAAUGACAUUAAAAGUUACUUCCCCCCCGGUACGGGAUUCGAGGACUAUUGGCCGACCAAAGUAAUGGACUCUCAGUUGUUAGUGAAUAGCAAAGGUGGUGGUGGCGGUGGUGGCUGGACGAAACAACCUCCGACACCGCCGGCGACGAAACCCGUUUCUGUGCAAAAUAACGUGAAUAAAGCGACAAUUAACGCACGUGCUGCACCUAUGCAUAACAUGUUACCGCGUGGAACAGUUGCUAAUGCAUCUCAAGUACAACGUGGUGUCACUCAACCGAGGCCCGUUGCGACUACGCAUCCUGCGCAUUCUUCGCCGACGGCGCUUCCUACCGGAAGAUCGAAUAUUGUAACGCAACCAAUGUUGAAUACAGUGCAAAAUGUUAACGGAUGGACAGGGCUUGUUGGCGGUCAACCUACUUUCCAGACGGCACUCGUUUCUCAGGCAAAUUCCAUUAUACGGAUGCCGUCGUCCUUAAACAUGCACAAUCAAAUAUCUGCGCAACCAAAAAAUUAUUCACAACAAUCGAGUAGGAGUAGGGGGGGUGGUGGCAGUGCAGCAUCUCAGUAUCCUGGAGUAUAUCCAGUUACAACUAUGCAGACUGUUGCCCAAGCCCAACCACCCCCUCUUGUAAAAGCUACAGUUCAUUCGAGUCAACCUAAUCUUGGUUAUCCAACCUAUGGGAAGGAUGACUGGGUCACGUCCACGUAUACCACACCUACCUUAGGUGUACCUGUCACUGCAACUACAUACCCCCAAAUGCUUGGUCUAAGUGAGCAAGUGCAAGCUCUAAUGCCAUCCCCUACUUCAGCAUCCACAUUGUUGCACCUACAAAGGCAUACACCAUCUGUACAUAACACAUCUCAUGCAAAAUAUCCACCACCAUUAAUACCAGUUAAUGGUAGCAAUAAUAGUGCCAGAGAUUCUAGGGGUAGAAAACCUCUGAUACCAAUUCCAGAAACACAUAUAUCUGCCUGUCAAGUUCAACCUUAUCAAAUUCAAAAAGCGCUUGUCGAAGACAAAAUGGUACCUUGUAUUAAUUUCAAGCCAUACAUCUACUCUGAAUUGUUGAUGACACUUCCUGAUUUCGUCGCUCAGUAUUUUCCUGCCUGUGACAUCAAUAGUUGUCGACAAGUUCUUACAGACGUGUUGCAUAUAGACUUAUAUCAAGGAAAUAGGUUACAAAUGAAAAUGUUAAUAGAAGCGGGGAAAUGUUCAUCUCUAAAUGAAGAAUUACCUUUAAUACAAGUAAAAAGUAUAAUGAAGUACAUGCCCCAAUUAAAAUAUAUGUUCAACAGAGGAGAAAUAGUGAUGCCGGCACCAGCUCAUUCUUCUGAGGAACACCCAGCCAAAAAACGGCAACGCACCAGCUAGGACUGGCUACAGCCUUACUGGCCUACUUAUGACUAUUAUCAUUCGGCAUUUUAAAAAAGCCGAUUACUUUGACUCAUGUGUAACGAAACAGAAUUACCUGUUCUGAAGAAACAAAACACAGAUGAAUCUACAUUGACGUUAUGUGCCAGAAAAAAUGUGCACGAAACUGAAGGAUACCUUUUAUACGCAAGGAAUCUGUGACAUACCGUGAGCUACUUCUUUCUCCAAAGUGUAUCUAUGAGACGAAAGUCUGCUUGUAAAUAAAACUGAGAUGUAUAAAACUAGUGUUGCACAGUUGGCAAUUCGAAUAUGUUUUUAUAUUAAGAUUAACAACACAUUUCUCUGAUAUUUCGUUUGAAACUAAAAGUUUCAAAACAGAAUGAAGACAAGAACAGAAAAUAUCGUAAUUAUCAGUAAGACCAUUCCUCAUUUUUUAAUUUCAUUUAAUUUUUCUACCUCUGCUGCAGAGUAUCUUAUAUUUAGCAUUUCUUUGUAAAUAAAAUGAAAGUUCUAAUCUUAAUAUGUGAUCCGGAGAAAGAAAGUGCUGAUAUGCGUUUCAUUGAUGGACACAAAGUGGAAUAGGUGUAUUGUUUAAAAUUCACCUAUACUCCACGUUGAACGGAUAUCAAAAGUAAUUUGGCAUUUGUAUAUUUAAAGAGGUGGAAGUAAUGCUUCUUCAAGUUCCUAGCUAUGGCUAAUAUGUAUCCUGAUAACUAGCUGCAAAAUAAUUUAAAAAUGUUACUAAUUCACAACAGUGGUUUAAUAUAAAUUGUGACGUGAGUUUAGCAAAACUUAUUAGGUAAAACAUAAAUUUUGAAUGUUGGAAAAUUCUAUUUUCUAAAAUUCAAUUAUCAAGAACACCGUACACAGCGAUGCAGCUAAUUCUGUUCAGAUAUUGUCAGUGUGUAAAUAACAUAGUGAGACAAAGAUGCAGCUUAGGAUACCAUCAAGAAUAUGACGCAAAUUAACAAUCAAUGAGAUAUGUAUUAUAAGUACAAUCAUUCCAGAAAACGUGGACGAUAUGUAAUUCUGUUUUAAUUUUGUUAGAGCAUAUUGUUCCUUUAUGUUACGCUUAAUAAAGUAUUUUAAUUUUAUAACAAAUUCGUUGUUGGAGAAUUGUUUAUACAAACUUAGAAAUUCUUUUAAUAAUUCACUUAUUAUUUAGAAAUUCUAUACUUAAGUAUUUAACAAUGGUAAACAUAUCUCAUGAAUGUUAAUUUUCAAUAUUGAAAGACUUUUAUUUGCACAAAGAAAAAUUUGUAAUUAUUUGUCAUUUUUUGUAAGUGAAAAAUGAUGGAAAACUACUUUGAAGUCUGCAAAACUGUCAGAUCGUAGAACUUAUAAAGUCGCCUGAGAUGGUCUUCCGUUUUAAAUCUACAAUUUCACAUAUAGGUACAAACGUGAACUGAUUUAAAAGCAAUUAUUUAAUAUAAUUUUCUAUAUUUACUUCGAGGAAAAUGAACAAGUAGGAUACGACUAAUUAAUAAAAGUGAAAUCCAAUACGGCAUAUAAGUACACGGUUUCAACUGGUCCUGCUCUCAGAAAAGAGGCUGAAAUUAGUAUUACUGACUGAUUAACUUUCACAUUCGCUAUUAAUAUUACAUAAAAGAAACUAAGUGUGUAUAUGCAAAAAAAGGUGUGUAUGUAUAUAUGUAUGGAGAUAAUUAGUGAUAAAUUAAUGUUGACCAUCAUGGAUUUUCCAUAUAUGAUAAAGGCUUAGGCAUCCUGUUACGGUGGAAAUGGUAUAUUUUGUUAUUUAUAAAUUACAUUUAGUCAUAUCAUAACUUUCAAAGAUUCUAUUGCCAUUGAAAAGACUCUAUAUACCAUGGACUGGUGUCUACCCUUUUUCAAUAUUUAUAAAGGGAAACAAAUAACAAAAGAAAAAAAUAACACAAGAAAUUCCUAUACGAAAAGUAUUCACGUAUUUCAUGUUUACAUCUAAUAAUCUGCCAGCUUUAAAUUUUCAUAUUUUUUUUGGAAUAUUUCAUCGAAAGAUACCGAUGCGAUAAUUAUAUAACGAAAGCCGUUUGCAUUCGCAGGCACAUAGAUAAUUAAGGUAUUUUAUUUCGUUUAAUAAGCGAAGUAAAUUAUCAGUAAUGUUUUAUUAUUGCGUUGUUGUUAUUCCUUUGUUAAUUGCAUAUGCAUUGUUACGAAGAGAAAAAUUUAUUAUUUUUAUGGAUGAGUAAUUACAAAUGAGAUAUAAAAAAUGAUUGAAGGAAUGUAUGCUAUGGAGGACACAUAAAUAUGAAUUCGUCAAUGAAUAUUCCAAUUCGAAGAAUUUCUUGAAUUAUUUUGGUUAUAAUUCCAGUACAUAUGAUACUGUACAUUACUAAUUACACCCUAUUGCUACAAGGGGCAAGUAGAAUAAUAUAUU
Messenger RNA from Nomia melanderi (Alkali bee), 5859 nucleotides. The record is from RefSeq and is a predicted model, not a curated record. Lineage: Eukaryota; Metazoa; Arthropoda; Insecta; Hymenoptera; Halictidae.